This is a messenger RNA of Monomorium pharaonis (pharaoh ant), 2820 nucleotides long. RefSeq lists its product as uncharacterized. Bases 232 to 1200 code for a protein of 322 amino acids. The transcript has 6 exons. Lineage: Eukaryota; Metazoa; Arthropoda; Insecta; Hymenoptera; Formicidae. The record is from RefSeq and is a predicted model, not a curated record.
CCGAAGCGUGUUUCGAAGCCAUCUCUCUACCAAACGACUUCAUCAGAAGACAAAGCUGUGACACGUCCAUCGAAGAGGCUCCUUCAAUCCAUCGACAAUCGCGGAUGCGGAGAUCGACAAUGACACCGGCGACCUACGAAGCAUUCUGGAGGAACUUCUACAAAUAAGACAGAUUAUAUUAAUUAUUCACAAGAAUCUCAACAGCGAUUACAACAAAAUUUAAAUCCACAAAUGUCCACAAACACAUCAUCACCAUAUAUUCCACCUACAUUAACUAAUACAUACACAGCACUUUCAACUUCACACACAAUUAACAAAAACACAUCAUCACACACAUCAUAUAUUCCACCUACAUUAACAAAUACAUACACAGCACUUUCAACUUCACACACAAUUAACAAAAACGCACCAUCAUACACAUAUGUUCCACCUACAUCAACUACAUACACAACGCUUUCCACUUCACACACAUUAGACACCUACGAUAACAAUAAUUUUUCAGAUUCUUCUGCACCCAUUUUGACAGAUACACGUACAGAUGGAGUCAUUUUUAAUAAUAAUGCACACGAAAUUCCAUUUCAGGCAAAUACGAGAAGCUGUACAAUGCAUAAUAAUCAACAUGUAAAUUAUGAAACAUCAGCACGGACAAGUGAUAUAAAUAAUUGGUCAAUUAACAUGUUGCACGAACGCAUGGAUCGGAUGGAGACAGAAUUCAAAAGGACGAAUACUUUACUUCAAAAUAUUUUGAAGUGCGUACAACCGAAUAAUCAAGGUGUACCACGAAAGCCUGCAGUUCUCCCAAUAUCAUCUAUAGCCGAAAAUAUGAAUGAAGAUGAUUAUAAUGAUGUCGUGAAUUAUCUUUGUUAUAUAGGCGGCCUUAAUUUAAAAGGGACAGUAAAUCUGUGUCUAAAAGAGACUUUGAAGGAUACUGUAACAGCGUCGUUCACAUGGUGGGGCCGCGAAAAGCGUGAAGGAGUGCAACGGCCAUUAUAUAACGCUCGGUUAAUUAUUGCUAUUUAUGACGCUGUAUAUAAAAACCGGUACUUCCCAAAGCCGACUCGUACGGAGUUUCAAACCCAGGCGAAGGAAGCUCUCCGGGCUGCAAAGGAAAGGGCAAGAACUAAGUUGCAAGGUCCACGUGCACGCAUGCCGGUUCCAAGGAAUCGUAAUUUUUGGAACGACGAGCCCGAACGAGAAUAAGAAGAGGAAGCAAAUAACAAUUAAUAAUGUUACAGAUACUUCCCUGGGGACGUUGCUACUCACCCUGCUCACCAACAUAGAGGGAAGGAUGACUAGGUCAUCGCGACGACUCGGGUUGAACGCACUUUUUAUGACUCAACAAUAUAGGUCAACGUGCCGAUAGGCCCGCUAUAACCCGUUUCAAGUCCUGCGUCCCGGUUCAAGUUUUGAGUCAACGAAUUGAAUCGCUUUAACUCGGGAUCGGACCAAAUGCUAUCUCUGUUCGGGAGGGGCGAGGUCGUUGAAACUUAAAUGAAUGAUGAAAUUAAAAUUAACAAAAAUAUUUAUUCUAAUAACAAAUAAAAAUAAAAAUAAAAAGAAAAUACAAAUAAGCGCUGAAGUCGUGGUUUGACAUUUUUGUAAUUUUAAUUGUAAUUGUAAUUUUAAUUUUUUUAACUCCGUGGUAGUAUAAUACACGGCCAACUUGGUGAUCAACUUAGCCUUUGCAAAAUUGCAAUUCAAUGAUUUUUUAAAGUUGCAAAUAGUAGCAAGAACUGUUUAAUUCUACUGUUUAUGUAAAGCUUGAAGAACAUUUUGCAAGUUGACUCAGCAUGUUAGCUUGUGUUAGUCUUUUGUAAUACAUUGAUUUAUAUUAUGCAACUUAACCUAUUCUCUUGAAGUUAUAGCGAGUCAAACAUUUUUAAACUUUUACGUAGACAAUAAAGUAAAAUUUUUUAUGCCACUUUUGACAACUCUAAAAAAUAAUUAAAUUUUACAUUUGUGAUUGGAAUCUCGUAAUAAGGACAUUAGAAAAUAUAGAAAAAAUUAUACUCAAAAAUGUUUGCGAGAAAAAACUAAUGAAACAUUUUCAAGAGACUUCUACUUUCUUCCGAUCCAUAUAUCUCAUAAUUAACAGUUGCUAAUAUUAAAACAAAAAAUAAUUUAUUAAAUGAUGUAAAACAAUUUUUGAUUUUGGAACAUGAGUAUAACUAAUUUUAUUAAGGUAUAUAAUAUAAAUAUAAUGUAAUUUUGACAAACUUUCAUUAAUUUUAUGCGCGCCAUAUUAAAGUCGCCAUUUGUUUUUUAACAAUUAUCAUAUUCUUAAACAGUGACCUUAAAAAUCAUUAAAUACAAAAUUGCAAUCAUUUUUAUUCAAUACGUAAGAAGCUAUUAACUUUUGACCGCUUAUUUGGCGAUCCAGCCCGCUGUGCGACGUCCACGGAACGAAAGAAGAUACAAUCGGCAUUUUUUAAUGCCAACCGGUCUCGGUAGAUGCUAAGCUGUGUGAGAAAGUAUUUUGUCUCAACUCGGAAUGUAACAUUGAUCCAAGCAAUCGUUAUGUCCAAUGACGCCGAUUUACCAAUAAAACAGAUGAAAAGAUUACGCACAUUAUCGAGAAUCACAUACAUGUAAAACACCAACCGUACAUGGACGUGACUUUUUAGUGUGUGUAUCUUUACGUCUGUUUUAUGAGUGAACCGCGGGUUCUUUUUAGCACUGCAUACACCGAAACUGAUUUCAAAAUUAGGUGUUGCGGUAUAACGUUUACUUGGCUCGAUUUUACGUAUCUAUUUUGGGAUUAAACCUUCCUCGCACAGCUCUAGUGGAGAUCAAUCAAUCGGCACUUUUCAGUGCCAUUUA